Messenger RNA from Cetraspora pellucida, 749 nucleotides. NCBI's taxonomy places the organism in Eukaryota, Fungi, Glomeromycota, Glomeromycetes, Diversisporales, Gigasporaceae. The record is from the annotation of a GenBank genome assembly.
UUGUUAUUGCACUUAUUCCAAAUAAAGAAUCUGAUACUAAUAAAGAUAUUGAAAAGCUAUAUAGAAAAUUAAUUGAAGAAAUUGCACCACAACUAUAUCUUCAUAUUUUAUCAUUGGAAUUAGAUAGUGCAAUUACAGAAUUUCAGGCACAACAGUCAAUUCUUAAUACUCAAACUUCCAAAAAGCUAACAUUUUCAUAUGAACUUUCAGAAUCUCUUGGUAUGAUUCAACCUGUAGAUUUGUUUAUUAAUAGAAAUAAUUUACUUACUAUUAGUUUACACAAAGAUGAAGUUUCAACAUCAUAUAUAUAUAAUAAUACAAAUCUAGCUGAUAUUUAUGAAAUUGAUGAUAUUUCUUCUGCAAUAAGCAGUGCAUUGAAAGAAAAGGUUAAAUUGAAGGCACCAAGUACUAUUAAAAUCAAUAUAAUAAGCUCUGUUCUUCCAAAUAAGGCUAGUCAUUUAACUGUAUAUUUCACAAAAAAUGAAAAUUCUGAACAACAAUUCAUUAAACAAAGAGAAAAAUGUUGGAAGGAAAAUCAGAAAAAUAUGUUAAUGACACUUGCACAAUUAUAUUUUGAAGAAAUUGAAAAAUCAAAAAAAAUAAACCUCAAACAAAAAAAAUAUUCAAUCAAAUUUAAUUUCAACCACAAGAAUAUUAAAAAGACAUUAGAAAACAAACAGCAAAAUUCUAGUAAAAUGAUGAUGCAAAGUUAUCAAAGUAACAAAAUCCAAAUGCCAAAUAACAUCUAA